ACGCUGACUUACAAUUGACUAACAGUAUAACUUGGAGAAAAGGGAAAUGGCUCUUCGGCACUUCCUCUGUGGACUCGGAGGUGUAAAAAUAAAACGGUAAUGACUGAGAUAUAACUCAGGAACUGGUAAAAUACAUGCACCGAUUUCUCCAGACAACAGAUUUGAAUGGAACGUUUGCUAAAUGGUGUACAGUUAUGGGGAAAACCGAAGAUCUUAAUAUAAGUUUACUGAUUGCCAUGUGACAAAACCUCAGCAGCUAUUAUACCACACACUACUGGAGAAAGACUGCUGGUUGGUUAUUAGAGCAAAACUUCCUUUUUUCCCACAGAGGCAACUCUACGUGAAUCACUCAACAUCACUUCUUUGUGUGUCAACGCUUAAAGGAACUAUAUAUGGAUUAUCGCUAACAUGGAGGCUAGCACACACAGGCUAAUGCUAGUAUGCUUGGUGAUAAUCGGGUUUCUGAUCGGAUUGGCAGUGUUUGUUCAGGAUACAGAAUUUCCGAGGAGACAUCCAUGCAACAUCCACAUGAAUGAAACUACAGAGACUGUUGAGUUUGACUGCCAUGGACAGAAAUUACGAGACCUGCCCGUUAUUUUUAAGACCACCACCAGCCUUGAUUUAUCUGACAAUGGAAUCAAGAACCUAUCAGCAAAUGCACUGAAAGACCUGCAGAAACUGAUCGAUCUAAAUCUAGACUGGAUGAACCACAAAUUUAAGGUGAACAUCACCGAGGGGGCUUUUGCAAACUUAAUAAACCUGGAAAAAUUGCGGCUUAUCGGAGUGCGUCUGCCAGCGGUACCUGCACAGCUUCCGAACUCCCUGAAAGAACUGAGAUUGGACAUGAACAACAUUUUCUCACUAAGUCCCGGAAACUUUUUACAACUAAAAAACCUGACCCAUCUUUAUCUAUCCAAAAAUUGCUUUUACGGGAAUCCCUGUUUGAAGAGUUUCGAAAUUGAUAACGGAACUUUUUCAAGUUUGGACAAGUUACUACAUCUGAGUUUGUCAUUUAAUAAUCUCACCCACGUUCCCAGAUAUUUGCCUGUCUCCUUAGUAACACUUGAACUCGCUUCCAACAAUAUAUCGUUCAUCGGAGAAGAUGAUUUCAAAGAGCUCCCAAAUCUCGAAACCCUUAAAAUUCAGGGAAACUGUCCACGCUGUUACAACGCGCCGUAUCCAUGCACACCGUGUGCCAAUGGUUCUAUCGAUAUUCAUGAACGAGCUUUCGACAACCUUCAAACUCUUAAAUUGCUGCAUCUUGCUGGGAAUUCGAUUUCUAUCAUCAAGAAAGCUUGGUUCAGGAACAUACUGAAGCUCCAGGAACUCUACCUUUCCUACAAUUUUCUGACAGAACAGAUCCAGGAUGGAGUAUUCUUGAGUAACUUAAGGCACCUGGAAAAACUUGAUCUAUCAUUUAAUUAUGGAUUACAAGCUUAUCCAGAAACUGUGCAUCUAGCACCAGCCUUUGCCAACUUGGUCAGUCUUCACACGCUGCAUAUCCAAGGUUUGGUUUUCAGAAAGAUCCAAAACCACUCAUUGGAAUCUCUUUAUGGUUUGCAAAAUCUGUCCACGUUAGAUAUAGGAAUCAAUUUCAUCGUGAACGUGGAUCCAGACAUAUUUAACAAAUUUAAUCAUUUAAAACUGCUGUAUCUGUCAGAAAACCGUCUCUAUCCUAUCACUAACUCUGAGGUUAGUGAGCCAGAUAAUAACAUAAAGCCUCCACGCUUCAACCUACCUGGGCUGACAGAUUCUCUUUUUCAAAGGAAUAUAGAACCUUAUCAGCCUAUUAAAGGGCUGAUCAAACCUGAGUGCUUCGCUGCUGGUCGUGUGCUGGAUCUGAGCAGAAAUAAUCUUUUUUUUAUUUCCCCGAGGGAAUUUGAGGGAUAUAUAAACAUUUCCUGCCUCAACCUGUCCAGAAAUGGCUUUGCAUCGGCGUUAAAUGGAACAGAAUUCACAACACUUCCUAACCUAAAAUAUUUAGAUUUGUCUUAUAACAAGAUCGAUUUGGCGUACGAUUACGCUUUUGAAGAAUUAAAGGAGUUGGAGGUGCUUGACCUCAGCUUUAACGAACAUUAUUUCAUUGUGCCCGGGGUGACCCAUAAUUUGAACUUCCUAAAAAAUUUGCCUAAGCUGAGAGUAUUAAACAUGAGUUCCAACAGCAUUUUUACACUAACGACGAAGCACAUGUGCAGCGACUCGCUGGUCGAGCUUCAGUUCAAGGAUAAUCAACUGGGGAAGCUUUGGAAAAGUAAGAAAGGUACAUACAAUAGUUACACGCAACUUUUUUGGAACUUGACAAAUCUGACCAAUCUCGAUAUAUCACGCAAUAACAUCGUGAAGUUACCUACAGAUGUUUAUAAAUACCUGCCUGUCACACUAAAAAGAUUCAGACUGAACAGCAAUGCCCUGACGAGUCUCGACUGGACUUUGAUGAAGACCUUUACACAGCUUAAGGAGCUCAUUCUUGGCUACAACCACCUGACGUAUGUCUCUGCAAACAUAACCCAGAAUAUCCCGUCCUUGCGUUACCUCGACCUGAGCCAUAACAGAAUCUCUCGUCUGGAGAGCAGCUUUCUCGAAGGCGCGGUCAACCUUAAAAUGCUGGAUCUGAGUUAUAAUAAAUUAAGCAUCAUUAAUGGCACCACCUUCCCAAACAAGGAAGAAAAUCACUUGAACACUUUGUGGCUCCAUAAGAACCCGUAUCGUUGCACGUGCGACAUAAGACCAUUUAUCAAUUGGAUUUUGAGAAGCAACUUGCCGAAAAUCCCCAAACUGUACACUUCUCUGCAAUGCAGCAUGCCUGAAGCAACCAAGGGCAACAGGCUGAUGUCCUUUGAAAUCAGUCAAUGCGAUGAUGAAGACGUCGCCUUCGCGCUCUACUUAUUCUUCACGACGCUCAUUGUUGUGGUCACCUUUGUGGCAACCUUGAUGCACAUGUUCUACUGGGACUUUUCAUACGUGUUCUACUACAUGAAAGCCAAAUUCAAAGGGUACCAGCACUUGAGCUCUGGAAUUAAUGCCUACGAUGCCUUUGUUACUUACGACACCAAAGACCCGCAGGUUUCCGAGUGGGUCCUGAACCAUCUCCGGGUUCAGCUGGAGGAACAAGGUGAUCACUUCCUUCCGGUCUGUUUGGAAGAACGUGACUGGCUGCCCGGCUGCCCCAUCCUAGACAGCCUGACCAACAGCAUUCGGCAGAGUCGCAAGACAGUCUUCGUCCUCACUCAUUCCUACGUGAAGAGCGGCUCAUUCAAGAUGGCCAUGUACCUGGCACACCAGCGUCUGCUGGAUGAAAGCGAGGACGUGAUCGUGCUGCUGCUACUUGAUCCUGUGCUGCAGAACUCGCAUUUCCUGCGCCUGCGGAGGCGACUCUGCAGCCACAGCGUGCUCGAGUGGCCCCGGACGCCCGCCGCAGAACCCUGGUUCUGGCAAUGUCUGAGAAAUGUAAUUCGGCUUGAGAACAAUGUCAUGUACAGCAACAUCUACUCCAGAUACUUCACUAUCAAAAACAGACCCAGAGAGAGAGACUGAACUGCACGAUAUAUAUAUAUAUAUAUAUAUAUAUAUAUAUAUAUAUAUAUAUAUAUAUAUAUAUAUAUAUAUAUAUAUAUAUAUAUUUCAUAUUAUAAAUAUUUCAUAUUAUAAAAUAUAUUUCAACAAACAUCAUAUUCAUAUCAUCAUUAGCAUGAUUCUGACGACUGCAUAAGGGUGAACAUUCACGUGUGAAAAUACUGCAGUGCGAACGACUCAUGGGCAACAUUUCUAUUUCUUUUUUAAUUAAGUCACAGAUAUCAGAACUAAUUUCUGUAGUUACAUAGCUCUCAUUUAUUUCUAUUAGUUUUAUAGCAAGUUGGUUGCUAGGGUGUUGCCAGGUGGUAGCUAGGUUAUUGCUUUGUGGUUCCUACACUGUUUCUAGUCGGUUGCUACCGUAUGAUAUUAAAGGGGGUUGCUAUGCUAUCUCAGCUGGUUGCUAUGGUGUUUUUAGAUGGUUGCUAUGCUAUCCCAGCUGGUUGCUAUGGUGUUGCUGGGUGGUUGCUAUGCUGUCCUAAGUGGUCAAUAGAUUGUUGCUAGGAGGCUCCCAUGAUACUCCAGGUGGUUGAAGAAACACGUCUUGGCUACACAGACUACACGUGAGAUUAGGAGAGCACUGUUUAUAUUUUAGUUUUGUCUGAACUGCUGUAUUAAAAGCCUUCUCUCUCAGUAGCAUCUUAUUUAUCUACGCUACACUGUCAAAAGUCCAGGUACAGUAGAAUUUUGUUUUCAGUUUUGAACAAAAGGUGUAAAUGCAGUAUUGAAGGUAAACAGUGGUUGUGCUGUUGAACUGAUUGAGGUGUAAAGAUGCCUUACAUGGUCUGGGUUCUGCUAAAGGGUGUGAGAGAAAUUUUUUUACAGAUGUGCAAUGAAUGAUACUGAUACAUGACACAACUUUAACACAGAUAUUACACACGUUAACACAGAGAAUAAGAUUCAUGAAAAGGUGUUUUAGAAAGAAAUUCUGAAAAGAAAGAAGUGAUGGCCCAGUGCUUCCUGUUUCGCUGUGAGAAAUAUUGUAGAUGGUGUGUUUUGUUUUUUAAUGAAAAAAAGGAAAUUGUUCCUUUGUUGCUUUUGUACUUAAUAAAACUUCAAAAUUCAUUUACAUUA
Molecule: messenger RNA, 4644 nt
Organism: Ictalurus punctatus (channel catfish)
Lineage: Eukaryota; Metazoa; Chordata; Actinopteri; Siluriformes; Ictaluridae
Product: toll-like receptor 8
Exons: 2
Coding region: 409-3534 (1041 amino acids)
Biological process (GO): defense response to virus; toll-like receptor signaling pathway; canonical NF-kappaB signal transduction
Cellular component (GO): plasma membrane
Molecular function (GO): pattern recognition receptor activity; protein binding
Source: RefSeq, a predicted model, not a curated record